GUGAGUUUGUGAGCUGUUCCCCCAGGACUGGAUACCUAAGUGAUUCGGCCCCAUUCUCAUCCCAUCCCCCACCUGCCAGGACUUCCAUGAAGCUCCUGGCCUUACUCAGCCUGCUGGCCCUGAUGCUGCAGGAAGCAAGGACAGCAUCUCUCCCAAAGACGGAGAGGGAGAGGGAAGGAGACCAGCCGCACGGAGAAGACGAUUCUUAUGCAGUUCUGCAACUGGGGGACUAUGUCCUGAGCCUAGACAACUACGAUCAAGUCAUUGACCUGAGCAACUAUGAUGAACUCACAGACUACAGGGACCAGCUCCCCAAGGUUAAAGGGACCAGCCUGGCUUCUCCAACCAGGACAAGUUUCGCUCAGAGCACAAGGGCUCCAAGGACACCCCCUUCAAACCCCACAAUGGCCAGGCCUAUGACGCGGGGCCUGCUGGUUUCCCUGACCAGCCAUGGCCUGCCGACCUGUCUGAUCUGCGUGUGCCUUGGUUCCUCUGUGUACUGUGAUGAUGCUGACCUAGAGAACAUCCCUCCUCUUCCCCAGACAACCGCUUACCUGUACGCCCGCUUCAACCGCAUCCGUCAUAUUCGGGCUGGAGACUUCAAAGGGCUGACAAAACUGAAGAGGAUUGACCUCUCUAGCAAUGUCAUCUCCUCCAUCGAUGACGAUGCCCUCCUCCUGCUGCCUGCUCUGCAGGAUCUGAUCCUCCCUAAGAACAAGCUGGCAGCGCUACCUGUGCUGCCCACUGGCAUUGAGGUCCUGGACAUCCGCCUGAACCAGCUCCAGAGCUCAGGGAUACAGCCUGAAGCCUUCAGGGCGCUGGAGAAGCUGCAGUUCCUCUACCUGGCCGAUAACCUGCUGGACUCCAUCCCCAGGUCCCUGCCCCUAAGCCUGCGCUCACUACACCUGCAGAAUAACAUGAUAGAGACCAUGCAGAGGGACACCUUCUGUGACCCUGAGAGGCACAAGCACACGCGGAGGCAGCUGGAAGACAUCCGCCUGGACGGCAAUCCCAUCAACCUGAACCUCUUCCCCAGUGCCUACUUCUGCCUGCCUCGGCUCCCCACAGGCCGCUUCACCUAGCUCACCCCUUCCACUGCUCCCAAGUAAGAGCCCUUGGAGGACCACCAAGGGCACGGGCCUCCUGGGCCACAGGGCCCGAUCCCUGUCAGUGGUGUUUCAUCCCGGCACUAAUCAUCCUCAAGAUGCAAUUGCAAAACUCCACACACACCCCUCCCCCAACGCACACACGGAAAUGUCCUCCAGGAGCCAGAUUUGUAUUUCUCCAUCCUCUUUCCUGAACACCUUAUGGCGCCUGGCUCAGAGAAUAGCGACGUCUGCAGCAAAACUCUUUCCCAUAUCCCCCAUCCCUCCUACCCAUACAGAAUGCCAAGAAAAUCAUGUAAGAGGAAGAGGAGGAACAGAAAGAGAAGGAGGAAGUGGGGAGAAGCAGUGGCGUGCUGGAGCCAGCUCUUACUACUAGGCUCGCAAUAACUGAUCAUUAAAAUUUUCCAGAAUUUUGCAAACCAGUUGUUAAAUACAGCCAUUAUUAAAAACUAAAUUAUAUAAACUCACAAUUAGAUAUGUUGAAAACAAAUGUAAUAAAUACUCAAACUCAUCACUUCCCAAUUACUUUACUAUGUUUUACUAUUAAUCAUGUUCUUGAACUUACUUACGUCCACGGUACCUGUGUGGUGGAACUACUAUAUAAUGACAGGCUACUGCUGCCCAUCUCUUCCCAGCUCUGCUUUCAGUGACAUCACAUUGGUAGUUUGAAAUUGGCCAUGAUGGGAGUAUUUACACCACGCACGUCGGUAAACACUAC
This is a messenger RNA of Lagenorhynchus albirostris (white-beaked dolphin), 1824 nucleotides long. RefSeq names its product opticin (gene OPTC). Lineage: Eukaryota; Metazoa; Chordata; Mammalia; Artiodactyla; Delphinidae. The transcript is spliced from 6 exons. Gene Ontology annotation, molecular function: protein binding. The record is from RefSeq and is a predicted model, not a curated record. Bases 87 to 1082 code for a protein of 331 amino acids.